This is a messenger RNA of Myotis daubentonii (Daubenton's bat), 3347 nucleotides long. RefSeq names its product retinol saturase (gene RETSAT). Gene Ontology annotation, molecular function: all-trans-retinol 13,14-reductase activity. Gene Ontology annotation, cellular component: endoplasmic reticulum membrane. NCBI's taxonomy places the organism in Eukaryota, Metazoa, Chordata, Mammalia, Chiroptera, Vespertilionidae. The record is from RefSeq and is a predicted model, not a curated record. Gene Ontology annotation, biological process: retinol metabolic process.
CAAAGUCAAAGAGACCAGGCUGCUCCACGGGCCAAGGGGCAGAGCUGCCUCCGCCUCCCGCUGGGCAGGACGCCUUGCAGGGUGGCCUCUCCGCCACAAGUCUGGGCGCCGGCGGCGCGAACCAGCCCUCGGACAGGCGCCAUGUGGCUCACCCUGGUGCUGCUGGCCGCGCUGCUGCUGCUGCUGGCCGUCCUCCGCCAAGUUUACUCAGGCAGCUCCCCCAACCCUUUCUCCGAGGACGUCACACGGCCCCCCGCGCCCCUGGUGACCGACAAGGAGGCCCGGAAGAAGGUUCUGAAACAAGCUUUCUCAGCCAGCCGGGUGCCCGAGAAGCUGGACGUGGUGGUGAUUGGCAGUGGCAUUGGGGGCCUGGCUGCAGCCGCGAUUCUGGCCAAAGCUGGCAAGCGAGUUCUGGUGCUGGAACAGCACACCAAGGCGGGAGGCUGUUGUCAUACCUUUGGAAAGGAUGGCCUCGAGUUUGACACAGGAAUCCAUUAUAUUGGGAGGAUGCAGGAAGGCAGCUUGAACCGUUUUAUCUUGGACCAGAUCACUGAGGGGCAGCUGGACUGGGCUGCUUUGUCCUCUCCCUUUGACGUCAUGGUACUCGAAGGGCCCAGUGGUCGAAAGGAGUUCCCCAUGUACAGCGGGGAGAAAGCCUACAUUCAGGGUCUCAAGGAGAAGUUUCCCCAGGAAGAAGCUGCCAUUGACAAGUAUAUAAAGCUGGUUAAGCUGGCAUCCAGGGGAGCCUUUCAUGCCAUCUUGUUGAAGACCCUCCCGCUGCCUGUGGCUCAGUUCCUCGGCAGGUGUGGGCUGCUCACCUGGUUCUCUCCAUUCCUUCGCGGGUCCACGCAGAGCCUGGCCGAGGCCCUGCAGCAGCUGCCGGCCUCCCGGGAGCUCCAGGCGGUGCUCAGCUACAUCUUCCCCACGUAUGGCGUGACCCCGAGCCGCACCGCCUUUUCCAUGCAUGCUCUGCUGGUUGACCACUACAUAAAAGGAGCCUUUUAUCCUCGAGGGGGUUCUAGUGAAAUCGCCUUUCACAUCAUCCCUGUGAUUCAGCGGGCUGGGGGCGCUGUCCUGACGAAGGCUUCUGUGCAGAGUGUGUUGCUGGACUCAGCUGGGAAAGCCUGUGGUGUCAGUGUGAAGAAGGGUCAAGAGCUGGUGAAUGUCCACUGCCCCAUCGUGAUCUCUGACGCAGGACUGUUCAAUACCUACAAGUACCUACUGCCAGAGACUGCCCGCUGUCUGCCAGGUGUGAAGCAGCAGCUAGAGAUGGUGCGGCCCGGCUUGGGCAUGUUCUCUGUCUUCAUGUGUCUGCGAGGCACCAAGAAGGACCUGGGGCUGCCGGCCACCAACCACUAUGUUUAUUUUGACACAGACAUGGACAAGGCGAUGGAGCACUACCUGUCUAUGCCGAGGGAAAAGGCUGCCGCACACAUGCCCUUUCUCAUAAUUGCUCCCUCAUCAGCUAAGGACCCGACUUGGGAGGACCGAUUCCCAGACCGGUCCACAGUGGUCGUGCUGGGGCCCACCUGCUAUGAGUGGUUUGAGGAGUGGCGGGACGAACCCAACGGAAAGCGGAGCAGCGACUACGAGACCCUCAAGUCCUCCUUUGUUGAAGCCUCUCUGUCGGUUGUCCUGAAGCUGUUCCCACAGCUCGAGGGAAAGGUCGACAGUGUGACCGGAGGAUCCCCGCUGACCAAUCAGUUCUAUCUGGCUGCUUACCAGGGAGCCUGCUAUGGGGCUGACCACGACCUGGGCCGCUUGCAUCCUCACGCGAUAGCCUCCAUCAGGCCCCAAAGCCCCAUCCCCAACCUCUACCUGACAGGCCAAGACACCUUCGUCUGCGGGUUGAUGGGGGCCACUCACGGGGCCCUUCUGUGCAGCAGCGCCAUCCUGAAGCGGAACGUGUACCUAGACCUGAAGAAGCUGGGUUCAAGGAUCCAGGCACAGAAAAAGAAGAAUUAGUCCGGUCAGGGAUGCGCUAGAUGAAUUUGGCUGGUGCUGUGGCACAGCCUGACUCAGGCAUGUCUUUCAGCAUUAGUUUCUGCUCGCACGAAGCACUCUCAUUCGUUUUUGAUUUCUGAAUGGAGAUCCGACCCGCAGGUCUCCCACAGAUCACAGUUCUUAACUGAAGCUCUUCCAGCUGGGGCAGGGGGUGAUCUUCCACCUUUCACAACACACUAACUACUAAGGCCCGGUGUGGGCUGCUGAUUUGGAUAGCUGGAUAGCCUUAAUGUCUCCCCAGCAGUGCUCUGCACCCCACCCCCAUACCUCCUAACAGUCAAACCAAAUAUUAAUUUUUGUUGUUAAUCCUCACCCAAAGAUUUUUUUUUUCUAUUGACUUUUAGAGAGAGUGAAAGGGAGGGGGAGAGAGGCAGAGAGAAACAUUGAUGUGAGAGAGACACAUCAAUUGGUUGCCUCCCACAUGCGCCCCAACUGGCGCUGGGGAUCAAGCCUGCAACCAAGGUACAUGCCCUUGACUGGAAUUGAACCCAGAACCUUUCAGUUCUCGGGCCGACACUCUAUCCACUGAGCCAAACCAGCUAGGGAAAACCGAAUAUUCUUGAAAGUGUUGGUCCAGUUGUCCCGAGGCUUCUCUCAUCACUCGAAAGUGCUCUGCUGCAGUCUACACUGUUAAGGAAGAAGGGUGUCCAACAAGGGUUAGUCAAAGCCUGGGCAUGGUUUUGGUUACAGGUUCAGAGGCCUCCAUAUCCCAUUUUUUGCUGGUUCUAAUGGCUCGCUCAGGGGUGGAAACAUGCCUGCGACAGGCUCAUUGCGGUUGUGGGGGCUGGAAGAAUAACAAAUACCAGUUUGCAAGGUGUGUGUUUAGAAGAUAAUAUUCAAUUCCUAUGCAGCCAAGGUCCUAGAUUUGUCUUCCUUAUGAUGCUCAGGAUGGCAGCACUGAGACACGCCCUUAUGGAGCUUAUACCGGAGCCUCAAGGCUUAUCUUUCAAAGAUAACAAAGGGUGACAUUGGUAGCCAGGGCACAGGCUGGAAAGGUGAUGUCACUGGGGUUGAAGCGGUCCGCAAGGGCAUUCCAGGCCAAGGGGACAGCAGAGGACAAGUGCCAAGAGUAAAUGAAUGAUGACCACGGGCCCAGCUACCUCCUAGACUAGACCAUGGGCUGCCUGGUGGGGAGGACUGGGGCUGCAAAUCAGUCACCAUCACAACACAGAAAGCUACAGGAUGCGUACAACCCUGGGAUGGCGUUUCCUGUUUAUUGGAGAUUGGAUGGGAAAGUAAAUGAAGACUACAGGUUAAGAAUAAAAGGACCUUUCACUUGUGUUAGGCCUCAUAUCACACAAUUCUAAUACAAUAUUAAUAAAUUCAAUGAUUUUAUAGCUUUA